Rosa rugosa (rugosa rose) is the source of this 1437-nucleotide messenger RNA. RefSeq names its product putative homeobox-leucine zipper protein ATHB-51. The coding region runs from base 509 to 1225 and encodes 238 amino acids. Gene Ontology annotation, molecular function: DNA-binding transcription factor activity, RNA polymerase II-specific; sequence-specific DNA binding. Lineage: Eukaryota; Viridiplantae; Streptophyta; Magnoliopsida; Rosales; Rosaceae. The transcript has 3 exons. The record is from RefSeq and is a predicted model, not a curated record. Gene Ontology annotation, cellular component: nucleus. Gene Ontology annotation, biological process: positive regulation of DNA-templated transcription.
CUCACGCCUCGUCCUGCAACCCUUCUGAUCCCUGCUUCUCCCUCCCUCCCUAGAAGUAACUAUGUGCUGCUACAACUCUCUCUCUCUCUCUAGAUCUCUAUCACAACAAUUAAACAUAAAGCUAAAUUUGUUGCGCCCCAAAGGUGAUGUAGGAACAACCAGCUCACAGUCACACUUCUCUCUCAACUUGUGAAUUCAUUCAUUGAUCACUACUGUGUCUCUUGCACCUUGAAAUUUAAAGAGAGAGAGAGAUUCGAUAAUAGAAUAGAACCUCUCUCUCUCUCUCUCUCUCUCUCUCCACGCCAAGCCUCAUCAUCCUCCUAUAAGCUUAGUUCCAUCAUCAUAUCCCACUCCUUCUCUCUAGAUCACUGUCCUUGUGGUCCAUAUAUCUCGAUUACUUGGACCCUGCAGGUCCAUAUAAACGUGUUCAAUAUUUGAAGCAUCGAGGAGACAAGGAAAGCGAAACCCGAAUUAGAAUUACCAGCGGAAUUAGAGAGAACAGCCAAGCAUGGAUUGGACCAACACCAACUUGAGGCAGCAGCAGCACCACCACCUUGUUUCUCGACCUGAACCUUCCUUUGGUUUCCUCUACAACUAUAACUUCGACCCUUUUCCUCAUCCUGGCAUGGAGAUGAAGCAUCAUCAAGCCAUGUUCUCCGAGACACCACAAGGAUCGGUUCCUUCUUCCAUGGAGAGGAACAGUCAUCAUGUCAUGAGUUACGGCUGCAACAGUCAAGAGAAGAAGAAGCGAUUGUCAACCGAUCAGUUAGAGUCACUGGAGAGGAGUUUCCAAGAGGAGAUAAAGCUGGACCCUGAUAGGAAGAUGAAGCUAUCGAGAGAUCUCGGCCUUCAGCCUCGGCAAAUCGCUGUUUGGUUCCAAAACCGACGAGCUAGGUGGAAGGCCAAGCAGCUCGAACGCUUGUACGAUGCGCUCAAACAAGAUUAUGACGCCGUCUCUAAAGAGAAGCAAAAGCUUCAAGACGAGGUCAUGAAACUGAAGACUAUUCUGAGAGAAGAAGUUGCUAGGAAGCAGGUUUCUCCGGGCUACACUGAAAUCUCCGGCGAAGAGACAGUGGAAAGCACUUCGGUUGCUGCCAUUCGAAGCUCGAACAAGGCAGGAGGGGUGAGCCAGCAUCAGAUUGCAGAGGGCAACUAUCUUUUCAAUGUUGAGGAGUAUAACCCUGUAUCACCACCUUACUGGGGUGCCCUGCCUUCUUAUCCCUAAGAGCUUUUGUUGUUCAAGUUAUUUCUAACUUUAAUUUCUCAGGAUUUUGUUUGCUUUAUUGUCGUAGUACGCAGUAACUAGUAAGACGCACUAUAUGUAAUUCCCAGCUAGAGUAUUAAAUUAGAGAGAAAUGACAUUACAUUCAACCUAGUGGAGCUUAUGAUCAGCAUGACAUGUACGUGGUACCUUUGUACACUUCCAUAUUCAUCUUC